CCCUAGGGUUUUCUUUUCUUCUAAACAGGGUUUUUCUGUAAGGAAAAAAAAAAAAAAAAACAUAACAAAGCAUUCGAUCGAAAAACCACACAAUGCCGUCACACAAGACUUCGAUAAUAAAGAAGAAGCUCGCCAAGAAGACGAGGCAAAAUAGGCCCAUCCCUCACUGGAUUCGGAUGCGCACUGACAAUACCAUCGGGUAUAAUGCAAAGCGCAGGCACUGGCGUCGUACGAAGCUCGGAUUCUGAGGCUCUUGGUAAGACACAUGGGGAUGCAGCACACAUGAAUAUUUACCAAGGUUAGUAUAGGGAGAAGUUGGAGUUAGUUUACCCGAGAAAUGAGGAAAGGAUAGUUGAGCUUGCAGGUAAUGUGAUGAAUUUAGCAGCAGGGAAGAAUGGCUAUAGCUGGAAAAGAGAGAUAGGAAGUUGAAUGAAGAGAGAAUUGAGUCAAGAAAGAAGUUCACAACAAGAAGGGAAGCUAUCGAUGAAGAUAUGAGCAAGGAGCUAAAAUUGGCGGCUAAUCAUUAGCUGUUACCUUGAAUCUUGUGACGUCAAUUGUAGAUAUUUUGCAAUUAUUGAGUCAGCAUUUUGUUCAUAUUAGCCAACAUUCAUAAUAGAAUUCUGUUAUUGUGUUACGUUGGAAAUAUUAGCAAUAAUGUGCUUAAAUACAGAGUCUGUAAAAACUAUAAAAGUAUGAAUGAAAUAUCAUAAAAAUUCUCUGCUUUC
Molecule: messenger RNA, 725 nt
Organism: Durio zibethinus
Lineage: Eukaryota; Viridiplantae; Streptophyta; Magnoliopsida; Malvales; Malvaceae
Product: large ribosomal subunit protein eL39-like
Biological process (GO): translation
Cellular component (GO): cytosolic large ribosomal subunit; ribosome
Molecular function (GO): structural constituent of ribosome
Source: RefSeq, a predicted model, not a curated record